AUGAGUGGGCAGUUCAGAAAUUUUGUAAGGAUGUCUUCUACUGAUUUUGAAUACUUAAUUAAUUUGAUCGGACCAAAAAUUUCAAAACGAGACACUAAUUUUCGAAAAGCAAUUCCAGUACAGGAGAGGUUGGCCGUCACAUUACGGUUUUUGGCAACUGGUGAAUCAUACCAAAGUUUACAGUACCUUUUUAAAAUUUCAAAACAAAUUAUUGGACAAAUUAUUCCAGAAGUAUGUCAAGCAAUUGUAGAAGAAUUAAAAGAAAAUGUACAGGUACAAAUUUUAUAA
Molecule: messenger RNA, 288 nt
Organism: Macrosiphum euphorbiae (potato aphid)
Lineage: Eukaryota; Metazoa; Arthropoda; Insecta; Hemiptera; Aphididae
Source: the annotation of a GenBank genome assembly